GAGGAGACGAGGUCGGCGCCGUCUCCAGGAGCCCUUGGAGACCGAGUCCCCGGCGGCGGCAGCGGGGACAGCACACCGGCGGCGGGUGAGCGCCGAGCUGCGGGCGCCGGGGAUUCAUCCCACCACUUAAAACAUCAAAACGUUGGACCACACAGUCUAACUGAUUUCAGGUAGAAGCAGCCACUAAAGAUGUCCAGCAAAACUGCGAGCACCAACAGCACGGCCCAGGCGCGGAGGACCGUGCAGCAGCUGAGGCUGGAGGCCUCCAUCGAGAGGAUCAAGGUUUCGAAAGCAUCAGCAGACCUCAUGUCCUACUGUGAGGAACACGCCAGGAGUGACCCUUUGCUGAUAGGGAUACCAACUUCAGAAAACCCUUUCAAGGAUAAAAAAACUUGCACCAUCUUAUAGUGGAACAGUGACACGGUUCCUCGCCUCCUCUCCAUAAAGCAAAGGACGAGAAGCUCCUUGAAGAGAUUUACCUUCAGCUUAUUUGGUAACCACUGCUAAUAACUAAAAUGCUCUUAACUUGGAACAAUGGACUCUGAGGUCUUUAUUUUCCAAGUUGCUCUUUCUCUAAAAUACCCUAUACACAAUAACAAUCUUGUUUUCCAUUUGUUAACUGUGGUGUUAUGUUGGGUUACUGUUUAAGGAAAGUUGAUCUGGGCCUGUUUUAAAACACACACUUUAAAUAUACAGUUGGUGCAGCUGUGUCAAGACCUAAAUGGCUUAAGCACCUGUCAAAUUAAAAUGCCAAGAAUAACUCAAAUCCUGAAACCUUGUAUCAUGUGUUCCUAAUGAAGUGGUGCCAACCUGUACAGAAUACAGAGGCAGGGUGUUCUGUGUGUGUGUAAGUCUCUGUGUCGACACACAGCAAAGCUGUUUUCUUCAAAAACCUCCCUCUCUGUAAUCCAUCCGUUUCUCAGUUCCAGAAGUUAUAUCUUUGUCUUGAACUGUGAAUAGAGAAAAUAAAAAUGUCUUUCACAGUUAGUGUACAAAAAGUAAAGAGCGCCCCAGCGGUCAUAUUUGUUGUGAUCAAGUAGUGCAAUCACCUGUCCUCCCUGCUGGACCUCAGGCUGUGAUGAACUGUGCCAAUUAAAAAGUUUAAACUGAACUGAAA
Messenger RNA from Otolemur garnettii (small-eared galago), 1117 nucleotides. It is a transcript of the gene GNG12, whose product is annotated as G protein subunit gamma 12. Bases 190 to 408 code for a protein of 72 amino acids. The transcript is spliced from 4 exons. Gene Ontology annotation, cellular component: heterotrimeric G-protein complex. Gene Ontology annotation, molecular function: G-protein beta-subunit binding. Gene Ontology annotation, biological process: G protein-coupled receptor signaling pathway. NCBI's taxonomy places the organism in Eukaryota, Metazoa, Chordata, Mammalia, Primates, Galagidae. The record is from RefSeq and is a predicted model, not a curated record.